AUGUUGGUGACCCUCAACGGGGAUCUCUUCAAGCCGCUCUCUGCAGAUUUCCUCGGCGAGGUGUGGCGAUUCAAAUCCUGGUGGACAGUGGAGGGCGGCGUGCUCAUCAUCCACCUCUUCAAGCGGCAGAUGGCAACCUGGCGAUUCCCUUUCCAUCGCGACACGGGGGGCACGGGCCUUUUCAGGAGAAACCCGUUCCCCUGGACACCCGCCAUGCGGGAAGCGCCGGGUGGCACGAACAUCUCGCACUUGGACAUCAACUACGCCAAGGAAGCGCCAAAGGAGGAAGAGCUCGAAGUCAUCCCGGCCGGCCGGCCGGAGCCGCUCGCGGGCGAGAUCUUGCCGGACGGCAGCGUGCAGGAGGCGGCGCCGGGCGGGAUGUUUGCCUUGCUCCCGGAGGGUCUCGUGUGCACGCCCAACGACCUCUGUCUUGGCAUCACCGCUCAUCAGGACGACUACUCCGUGACGAUCGAAGUUCACUUCGAGCGAGAUCGCUAUGAGCGCCUGUGUGCGCGAUAUCCCCUGGAG
Messenger RNA from Symbiodinium necroappetens, 528 nucleotides. The record is from the annotation of a GenBank genome assembly. NCBI's taxonomy places the organism in Eukaryota, Dinophyceae, Suessiales, Symbiodiniaceae.